This is a messenger RNA of Ostrinia furnacalis (Asian corn borer), 1413 nucleotides long. RefSeq names its product zinc finger protein 271-like. NCBI's taxonomy places the organism in Eukaryota, Metazoa, Arthropoda, Insecta, Lepidoptera, Crambidae. Gene Ontology annotation, biological process: regulation of transcription by RNA polymerase II. Gene Ontology annotation, molecular function: DNA-binding transcription factor activity, RNA polymerase II-specific; zinc ion binding; RNA polymerase II transcription regulatory region sequence-specific DNA binding. The coding region runs from base 87 to 1262 and encodes 391 amino acids. The record is from RefSeq and is a predicted model, not a curated record. Gene Ontology annotation, cellular component: nucleus. The transcript has a single exon.
UAAUAUUUUAGCAAAUAUCUUUAAUAGCCAUACGAAAUUUCAUUGAAACUGACAACAUAGAUAAACAAGGAAAUAGUUGGAUUUUGAUGAUGGAUGAAGAACUACCAUUAAAUCUCGAAGACAUGAGCUCCAGCAAUCAAAUCGUUAGAAAAAAAGGUCGGCCAUUAAAAUUGGAAAAGAAGCUGAGACCUACUGGGGGUGCUUUCCAGAAUAUUAUGUAUGAAAAAAAAUUGAAAGACAAACCAAUAAAAUUGUGUCGAGUGUGUUUAAAUGCAGGCGACAUUCCAAUCCACGGCGACGAAACGAUAGAAGAUUUAUCUGAAUCCCUAAUAUUUUAUGGGGGCAUAGAGGUUCUAGAAAGUGAUAACUUUCCAAAGUUUUUAUGCCACGCCUGUCAUGAGCAACUUCAAAAUGCCAUUAUGUUUAGGAAAACAGCCAUAGAAACCGAUCAAUUUCUCAGAGUAACCGAACAAAAAGAAGAAGUAGAGUAUGCAGUGUCAGUAAAGCAAGAAUAUUUGGAUAUUGAUGAUGAUAUAUUCCAGGAAACACUGGCUGAUAUAAAUACAAAGUAUCAUUGUAAAUUAUGCAAAAUAGACUUUGAUAAUUCAACCGAUUAUGGGACCCAUAUGCUGACUGAUAUGCAUAGUAGAGUCAGAGACAAAUGCCCAUUUUGCAAUAGAAAGUUUAAUUACAUUCAAAAGCAUUUAACCCAUCACCGAAAUUUUAAGACAAUAAAGUGUGAGAUUUGUAAUCAUAAGUACUUAGAAUCGUUGAUAAAACGUCAUAAAGACACUCAUUUCUCCUCUCCAACAUACAAAUGUACGGAAUGUCCAUACCGAACACGUUUCGGUGGAGACUACAAGGUGCACUUGAGAAAACACACCGGUGAAAGGCCUUAUCAAUGUCAGCAUUGUACGGCCAAGUUUAUUAACAAAAGCAAUCUUACCAGGCAUGAGUACACUCACAGAAAUCAAUUACCUUUAUAUCCGUGUGAUAAAUGUGAAAAAGGUUUUUAUACGGAGCGUGAAUUAUCAAUGCAUACUAAAGCAGAUCACGAUGGGGCAAGAGAGCACCUUUGCAAUAUUUGCGGAAAGGCAUUCGGAUACAGAAAGAGCAUGACGAAGCAUCAGUUAAAAGUACAUAAAAGGGAAAAAUUAAUAAGCGGUAGAAAGAGAGCCCUUUCUUUGCAAUUACGAGACCACAAUGAUGCUGACCAGCCUCCAGAUAAAAAAAUCAAAAAUGAAAUACAUAGUUCAAUGUAAAACUGACUCCAGUUAAAUCUAGAGGGUUUUAAUAAUAAAAGUUAAUACAGCUAUUAUUUGUUUUAUUUUAAGUCAAUUAGCACCCCAAGUUAAUAACAGAAUAGUAAUAAAUUACAUUUUAUUGUACAAUUCAUUAAGCACAUUGUCACAG